This is a messenger RNA of Physella acuta, 1824 nucleotides long. RefSeq names its product mucin-12-like. Lineage: Eukaryota; Metazoa; Mollusca; Gastropoda; Physidae. The record is from RefSeq and is a predicted model, not a curated record.
AUGCGCAGCUCCUUUGCUCUUCGCAGCAUCGCUGCGGACAUUGCUGAUGGAUAUGACAAGGGUCUUCACGUCUUCCCCAGGCUGCUCGUCGUGCUGAUCCUGCUCUUGGACAAGCCCCGCUUGACCGUGGAGGCUUUCUUGGUAUACCUGGAGCGCAUCCAGAGGACAACAACUUACCCAACGCAUCCAGAGGACAACAACUUACCCAACGCAUCCAGAGGACAACAACUUACCCAACGCAUCCAGAGGACAACAACUUACCCAGCGCAUCCAGAGGACAACAACUUACCCAGCGCAUCCAGGGGACAACAACUUACCCAGCGCAUCCAGAGGACAACAACUUACCCAGCGCAUCCAGAGGACAACAACUUACCCAGCGCAUCCAGAGGACAACAACUUACCCAGCGCAUCCAGAGGACAACAACUUACCCAGCGCAUCCAGAGGACAACAACUUACCCAACACAUCCAGAGGACAACAACUUACCCAGCGCAUCCAGAGGACAACAACUUACCCAGCGCAUCCAGAGGACAACAACUUACCCAGCGCAUCCAGAGGACAACAACUUACCCAGCGCAUCCAGAGGACAACAACUUACCCAGCGCAUCCAGAGGACAACAACUUACCCAGCGCAUCCAGAGGACAACAACUUACCCAGCGCAUCCAGAGGACAACAACUUACCCAGCGCAUCCAGAGGACAACAACUUACCCAGCGCAUCCAGAGUACAACAACUUACCCAGCGCAUCCAGAGGACAACAACUUACCCAACACAUCCAGGGAACAACAACUUACCCAACGCAUCCAGGGGACAACAACUUACCCAGCGCAUCCAGAGGACAACAACUUACCCAACACAUCCAGAGGACACCAACUUACCCAGCGCAUCCAGAGGACAACAACUUACCCAACACAUCCAGAGGACAACAACUUACACAGCGCAUCCAGAGGACAACAACUUACACAGCGCAUCCAGAGGACAACAACUUACACAGCGCAUCCAGAGGACAACAACUUACCCAGGGGACAACAACUUACCCAACGCAUCCAGGGGACAACAACUUACCCAGCGCAUCCAGAGGACAACAACUUACCCAACACAUCCAGAGGACACCAACUUACCCAACGCAUCCAGAGGACAACAACUUACCCAGCGCAUCCAGAGGACAACAACUUACCCAGCGCAUCCAGAGGACAACAACUUACCCAGCGCAUCCAGAGGACAACAACUUACCCAGCGCAUCCAGGGGACAACAACUUACCCAGCGCAUCCAGAGGACAACAACUUACCCAGCGCAUCCAGAGGACAACAACUUACCCAGCGCAUCCAGAGGACAACAACUUACCCAACACAUCCAGAGGACAACAACUUACCCAGCGCAUCCAGAGGACAACAACUUACCCAGCGCAUCCAAAGGACAACAACUUACCCAGCGCAUCCAGAGGACAACAACUUACCCAGCGCAUCCAGAGGACAACAACUUACCCAGCGCAUCCAGAGGACAACAACUUACCCAGUGCAUCCAGAGGACAACAACUUACCCAGCGCAUCAAGAGGACAACAACUUACCCAGCGCAUCCAGAGGACAACAACUUACCCAACGCAUCCAGAGGACAACAACUUACCCAGCGCAUCCAGAGGACAACAACUUACCCAGCGCAUCCAGAGGACAACAACUUACCCAGCGCAUCCAGAGGACAACAACUUACCCAGCGCAUCCAGAGGACAACAACUUACCCAGCGCAUCCAAGUGUUUUCUGUGAUCUGGUUCCGUGUUGUCUCUGUUGGCGAAGGGGCAGUAGAGUUUCCGUGGCUUGUCAGGUAA